AACGUAUUGGUAGUGAUCGUUUACUAGCUGUUACUGAAUCAAGAAUUAGAAAUGAUGUAAUUUGUGCAAAUCACUUUCUUGAGAUAUGUUUUGAUGCAAGUGGAAAACUUCUUAAUAACUCUCUCCCAACGAUAAAUCUACAAGGUUUUAAAGAUGUUCCUUCCAGAGCCAAUAGUUUUAUGUUAAGAGAUUCGUCAGCUACUUCUGGAUUUCUUACCCCAAAGAUAUUAAAAGAUGCUCUUGAAGCCACAUCUUCAAAAUCUACCAUGACAGGUGAGAGUCCUGUGGGGCCAGUACAAAUACCUAGUAAAGUGUACGCUAGAAGAAGACGAUUAUUUGAAGCAUCCGAAGAAAUAUGCCAACCUCAUGUCAGCAUUGAGUGUAAAGAAACUUUACAAGAAAUUAAUCAUCACCCCCCUAAUCAGCCCUCAAAAGAUAGUGUUGAAUUUGCUGGAUCAUCACAAUAUGCUAUUGAAUCUUCAAGAUAUGGGAAGUUAAGUUCAGCUUCAAAUAAUGUAACAGUCCAACGUAGGUAA
Molecule: messenger RNA, 536 nt
Organism: Anoplophora glabripennis (Asian longhorned beetle)
Lineage: Eukaryota; Metazoa; Arthropoda; Insecta; Coleoptera; Cerambycidae
Exons: 3
Coding region: 180-536 (118 amino acids)
Source: RefSeq, a predicted model, not a curated record